GCUCGCGAGCGCACCCGAAACGGACGUGCCGUCUUUAUUUUACCGCGUUUUUCGUUUCCCUUUCGUUCUUUCCGUUUAUGAUUUGAGCCGACCACCAUGUCGAAGGGCGACGGUGAACAGCAGAACGGCUCGGGUGAGGAGUCCAAGACCAACCUCAUCAUCAACUACCUGCCGCAGAGCAUGACGCAGGAGGAGAUCAGGAGCCUGUUCUCGAGCAUCGGCGAGGUGGAGUCCUGCAAGCUGAUAAGGAACAAGGGCGCCGCCUUCCCGGACGCGCUCAACCACGCGCUCCACGGCGGCGGGCAGAGCCUCGGCUACGCCUUCGUCAACUACCACCGCCCUGAGGACGCGGAGAAGGCGAUCGCCACCCUCAACGGACUCCGACUUCAGAAUAAGACGAUCAAGGUCUCAUACGCGAGACCGAGCAGCGAGGCUAUCAAAGGUGCGAAUCUAUACGUUUCCGGACUUCCGAAGACGAUGACUCAGACUGAAUUGGAAAGGCUGUUCAGUCCGUACGGACGCAUUAUCACGUCGAGGAUUCUGUGCGAGAACUCUGGCGGCCGGCCGUUUACCGGCGGCGAGCAGGGACUGUCUAAGGGUGUCGGUUUCAUCCGCUUUGACCAGCGCGUGGAAGCGGAGCGCGCGAUCCAGGAGCUCAACGGGACAGUGCCAAAAGGUGCGACGGAGCCGAUCACUGUGAAGUUUGCGAACAACCCGAGCAACAACGGGAAGGCGCUGGCGCCUCUAGCCGCGUACCUGCCGGCGGCGCUACGGUUCCCCGCACCACUGGGCCGCUUCAGUUCAGGCAAGUCCUUACUCGCUAUCAACAAAGGCCUCCAGCGCUACAGCCCGCUAGCGGGAGAACUGCUCGGCGGGGUACUCCCGGGCGCCGUGGGCUCCGAAUGGUGCAUCUUUGUCUACAACCUCGCCCCAGAGACCGAGGAGAACGUCCUCUGGCAGCUCUUCGGCCCGUUCGGUGCCGUCCAGAGCGUCAAGGUGAUCCGCGACCUGCAGACCAACAAGUGCAAAGGCUACGGCUUCAUAACGAUGACCAAUUACGACGAAGCGGUGGUCGCUAUCCAGUCGCUCAACGGUUACACACUCGGCAACAGAGUGCUUCAGGUCAGCUUCAAGACCAACAAGAUAAAGACCAUCUAAGGGGGUCGCCCCAGACUCGGCCUAGCUGGACGCUAGGACGGCACAGCAGGCGCGCACCCAUACAUACCGACACCCCGGCGCCGGCCGACCCCGCCGCGCCUCAUCACCUGACUAGACUGUCUUCCGGGCAUCACACGGUUCGCCCCAUCGCUCAUGACGAUGGUACGAACUUUUUAUACGUUAAAUAUUAAAAUAAACAGCGGAUGUCUUCGAUUCGCUCCUUUGUGGGGCGGCCCUUUGUUCCGCGUGUUCAGCCAUUUCUUGACAUAAACGAGUCCGCGAUAUAUACAUUCGCGCACAGAAGUGGGUUAAGUGUGUUUCGGGAAAUCAAAAUGGCGACCAAUUUUCGCGCCCGGCGCGCAUGAACGGAUGAAAUGGCGGACGCUGAAUGAAAGGCCGCCCUGAGCAUGCAAUAAAUAACUUUAGAUCGACUGACGGCAUCAAAUGCCCGUUCGGAAAUCACUGGCCCGACUUAAUAACCAUACAUAUUGGUAAUAGUCAAUAACAAAAUAAUGAUAUUAAACUUCGCUUAUGAACGGUUGUGGUUAUCGAGAAAUAGUUUUCGAAUAUAAUAAAUAAUAUUAGCAAUAAUAACCUAAUGCUAUGCUCCAAUUUUAUAUGCGACCAUAUCGUGUUAAGUAUUUUAACGAACAUGAUUAGGCCACGAUUGGACUCAAACCAAUGUUUGCCAAAUGUACGAGAAAUCAUCUCCGCUCAGCGCUGGGCGCGACCCGCGCCGCUCCGGGCUCUCCCGAGCCAAGUAAAAUCGAAGUAAAAUAGUGUUAUAUUGUUAAAGAUUGGAAAAAUAUAUAUUAUCUAUACGUAUAUUUUAAUCAUAUAUUAAACUAAUUAAGAAUGAAAACUAAUCAAAAACUGUGAUAGGUUUUGAUAAAAUUUUAGAGAAAAAAAACGUAAAAAUAAAUAAAUCGGAAAAAGAUCCUGUGGAUAAAAAAGGACAACAUGGCGUCUGUCGCUCGAUUGUACCGGUGCGUUCCCGCGCAUUCAACUCGUGUAGGUAGGUAAGAAUUUUUGAGAUAAAUUUUGUGGAGAAAACGUAACUGGGAUCCGUGGCGUAUAGUACAUAUGGCGGGCGCUACCGGCUCGCUUGAGGAAGACGGGGCAAAUCGAUUUAGCUGUUCUGGGCUACGCACGGGAGGAAGUGGGGGUGGUGGCGACAGGGUGGCUGUCGUGCCUCCCUCCGCCGCGCGUGCGAGUGAGACGCGUCACCCCAGAGAGGGACAGCAUGCGCAGGCAAAUGCCGAGGUCACGAGCAGUGACGGGAGUGAAGGGGAGUCCGUUCGCGGGACAAUGGUGCAUACUCUAGUCUAACGAUGUCGUUUUCAAAAAAAUAAAUCGAUGUCUAAACAUAUGAUCGGUACCUGCUAUAAUAAUAAUGUAUGGAUGCGAACCUGCGUCUUUUCGAAGUAGGCUUUAAUUGUCUUAGUCUAAAUAAAAAUUUGUAAAUAGAAAAAAAAAUGUUGUUUAAAAAUAUUAAUUGUAUUCUCGCCGCGUCUAAAUACACGCCACAUCAGUUACCAGUACCAUGAUUACGACCUGACAAACACCUAUAUAAUGAACAUCGAACUUGAAUAGAUAUAAUAUCGUGCCGUCCUAACGACCCUACGAUUUUUGUAAAAAAAAUAUAUACUUAAUAUAUGUAAAAACAGUUUUGUAACAUUUCAGAUAUUAACUAAUAGGUACUCAUUACAUACCAAAGAUGGAG
Molecule: messenger RNA, 2881 nt
Organism: Chilo suppressalis (striped riceborer)
Lineage: Eukaryota; Metazoa; Arthropoda; Insecta; Lepidoptera; Crambidae
Source: the annotation of a GenBank genome assembly